Molecule: messenger RNA, 402 nt
Organism: Alternaria metachromatica
Lineage: Eukaryota; Fungi; Ascomycota; Dothideomycetes; Pleosporales; Pleosporaceae
Exons: 1
Coding region: 1-402 (133 amino acids)
Source: RefSeq, a predicted model, not a curated record
AUGUCAGCGACAGGCUGGAAGGCGGGCGACCUACCGAACACCUUGACGCACAAAGCCCACGCUCGUCAGCUCGUCACGGGUGCGCAUACCGUGUCCGAUAUCAGCUGUCGCAGCUGUGGUACCGUGCUAGGAUGGAAGUACGUCGAUGCUGCUGAAGAGACUCAGAAGUACAAGGUCGGCAAAUUCAUACUGGAGACCAAGAGAGUCGUCAAAGGCGCGGAAUGGGACGAGAGCGUAGAAGAGGAAGACAACGGCAUGGUGCUGGAGAAGGAAGGUGACAUCGAGUUCGAUUCGCAGGACGAAGACGAAUGCGAGGACCUCUUCAGCGGCAUCUGGAGCCCCCAACUUGCGAGCAAGAGGAGGAAGCGCCGUGCUUACGGUGGCAUCGACUUGUCAGCAUGA